Messenger RNA from Adineta ricciae, 249 nucleotides. Lineage: Eukaryota; Metazoa; Rotifera; Eurotatoria; Adinetida; Adinetidae. The record is from the annotation of a GenBank genome assembly.
AUGUCUCAAAAUUCGGAGAAUUCGUCGCCAUCAAGACGAUAUACAUUGUCAUCAUGGAUACCAACACAAUAUAUCAUCAUAGGAUCCGUUGUUCUUAUUGGUUUAUUAAAUAUGUACAAAGGCUUAUUUCGAUUCUCAUUUGGAUUUAUGGCUGGUGCUGGUAUUGGCGGUGUACUCGGGUUUGUCUUUGCUGAUAGUCCUGUAGGACAAUACAUAUCGAAACGUAGAUCGAAAUCUCAACAAACAUAA